Messenger RNA from Aricia agestis (brown argus), 1474 nucleotides. It is a transcript of the gene Tra2, whose product is annotated as transformer-2 protein homolog alpha. Gene Ontology annotation, cellular component: spliceosomal complex. NCBI's taxonomy places the organism in Eukaryota, Metazoa, Arthropoda, Insecta, Lepidoptera, Lycaenidae. Gene Ontology annotation, molecular function: RNA binding. The record is from RefSeq and is a predicted model, not a curated record. The transcript has 8 exons. Bases 147 to 959 code for a protein of 270 amino acids. Gene Ontology annotation, biological process: positive regulation of mRNA splicing, via spliceosome.
UUGAAACAUUUGUUCAACCGCCAUUUUGUUUUUCUCUUGAACCGCGUUCUCGUGCGCUCGUGUGAUAUAAAGAUUCUACGUUUAUAAUUAGAUUGAUUGUGUGUUAAUUGUUUUAUAUUUUUGUUAUUUGUUUUACUGUGAUCGCUAUGUCGGACCGCGAGAGGAGUCGCUCGAGGACCCGCAACGGAUCCCGGGAGCCGGCGCCCAAGCCUCCGGUCAUGUCCCGCGGCCACAGCAGAAGCCGGUCCCGUACGCCGCCCCCGCCAAAACCCUCCAGCCGAAAAUAUAGGAGCCCGACUCGGUCGCGCUCGGGCUCACCGCGGCGGGGCUACCGCGCGCGCUACUCGCGGACCCGGUCCCGGUCCUACUCGCCGCGGGGCUCCUACCGCCGCUCCCACAGCCACAGUCCCAUGUCGUCCCGCAGACGUCAUGCGGGUGAUCGGGUGAGACGAUUGGAGAACCCUACGCCGUCAAGAUGUCUGGGAGUAUUUGGUCUAAGUCUGUACACAACUGAGCAACAGAUUCACUCAAUCUUCUCAAAAUUUGGCCCCGUUGACAAAGUACAAGUUGUAAUUGAUGCUAAGACUGGUAGAUCGCGAGGUUUCUGCUUCGUGUACUUCGAAUCUCAGGAGGACGCGAAGGUGGCGAAGAACGAGUGCUCCGGAAUGGACAUCGACGGACGGCGCAUCAGGGUGGACUUCUCCAUCACGCAGCGAGCACACACACCCACACCCGGCAUAUACAUGGGCAAACCCACACAUGUCGGAAGAGGUGACAAUGGAUACGACAGGCGGGGUCGUGGCGGAGACAGAGACGACUACUACUACCGCGGCGGGGGCGGCGGGUACCGCGAGCGCGACUACUACCAGCGCAGCUACCGCCACCGGUCGCCGUCGCCGCACUACCGCCGCUCGCGCCGCUACGAGCGCGAGCGCUCCUACUCGCCGCGUCGAUAUUAGACGCUGCGGCCUUCAAUAGCAUAGAUUUUGAUACGACAAGUUCCAAUACGGCUCCAUUGCAUUUAUGUCGUAGCCGGGCGCGGCGCCGCGUCGCGAUACGAAGGGUCUAGAUAUAAGUCAUAGGAUGUAAAUUUAGCUUCUAAUAAAGGUUUAACACUAAGUCUAAUGUUGAUUUUGUUUGUUUUGAAAAGGUAUUGAAACAAGAAGUAAAGGAUGAAGUUCCUUGAAAACUAACUCUCUUGAAGUUUUGAAAAUAUUUGAUUGAAACAGUUCGAAACAGCGGCGGCCGAAACCCGGACCGGCCGGUGGCGGCCUCGCAAAGAAUAUGAUCGGGCGGGGGUCGUGCGAAGCGCAAGCUUGCUCAAGAUUCAAGACGAGCGUCACAGAUCAUAUUCUUUAGCCGACCUCACUGACUAGGGCGAUAUCUAUGUAUGUAUAUCACACGACGACGACACCACACGCAUACUGUAGACCUGUGAGCGAGUUGUUAAUAAAAUUAUAGUUUUGUAAUAUCA